Molecule: messenger RNA, 636 nt
Organism: Drosophila miranda
Lineage: Eukaryota; Metazoa; Arthropoda; Insecta; Diptera; Drosophilidae
Exons: 5
Coding region: 243-563 (106 amino acids)
Source: RefSeq, a predicted model, not a curated record
CUCGACACAAAGAUAGAAAUAGGAAUGAUUUUCGAACUGCUUCGAGCCUCGUAGCGGCGUUUUGACAGGCAGCUGGGGAGCAGGGAAAAGGUUGCUGCUGUCAAAUGUGAGUUUGACUACUAACCAUACAUAGAUACGGAUCUACAUGUGCCAGUUCAUACACCGAAUAUGGCGCAAACGAACUUUCUGGAUUAGAUCGCAGGGUCUUCGGCUCUGGAGAGCAUAUUUCAGGAUAUAUUUCCAUGUAUAAGCGGCCCGAGGCAUUAACCUUUCGUGUCCUGCGCCGCUCUCGUGAUUUUCCCGCCCUCUUACCCCUUUGUAUGUUGCUGGAUCGAUACUGCAUCUACGAUCGCGUGCAUCGCGUACAUUAUUUAUUUGCCAGCACUUUUUACGAUGUACGACGUACGUGCAUCGCUGGUUCAUACAAUACCGACAACGUCUUCCCUCCUGCACCAUGCAUUACCUCAUCGGCUUUGACCUGCUCUCUCUGGACACAAACUGAUAUGCCGCGAUCAUUCCUCUUACCCCGUCUGCUGGUUGCCCCCUUCGGUGGCAAGGAAUGACUUGCGUGCCCGCGGACGCCUAUAUCAUAUGACUCAGAUGACUAAUGACUCAGAUUUGAAUGAAUAAAACUAU